AAAAGGGGAGAGAAUUAGAGUUGAAGUUACUAACUGCUGAUUUCGUCCCUGUACACGUCCAGACGCAAGUAUCAAUCUCAAAAUGGCCUCAAUCAAGUUGAUUGUCUGCAUCGCCAUGGUGGCUGUUGCUAGCGGUAUGUACGUGAACAGUGGUAGCACUGGCUACAACAGUGGAAGUGGCUACAACAGCGGUAGCAGCAGCUACGACAGCGGAAAGGGCUACAACAGCGGUAGCAACAGCUACGACAGCGGAAGCAAUAGCUACGACAGCGGAAAGAGCUACAACAGCGGAAGCGGAUACAACAGCGGCAGUGAAUACAACAGCAGAAGUAACUACAACAACAACGGCUACAACAACAACAACAACGGAUACAACAACAACAACGGAUACAACAGCAAUAGCUACAGCAACGGUUACAACAACGGUCCAGUCGGAAACAGCAAUCAGUACAGAGAUGGUCUUUACUACAACGGUGGUAACAACUACGGCUCAAACUACGGCUCAUCCAACUAUGGCUCAUCCAGCUAUUCUGCCCCAUCCAACUACGGCUCAUCCAACUAUGGCUCAUCUAGCUACUCUGCCCCAUCCAACUACGGCUCAUCCAACUAUGGCUCAUCUAGCUACUCUGCCCCAUCCAACUAUGGCUCAUCUAGCUACUCUGCCCCAUCCAAUUAUGAUUCAUCCAACUAUGGCUCAUCUAGCUACUCUGCCCCAUCCAACUACGGCUCAUCUAGCUACUCUGCCCCAUCCAACUACGGCUCAUCUAGCUACUCUGCCCCAUCCAACUACGGCUCAUCUAGCUACUCUGCCCCAUCCAACUAUGCUGCCCCAUCCAACUACGGCUCAUCUAGCUACUCUGCCCCAUCCAACUAUGAUUCAUCCAACUAUGGCUCAUCUAGCUACUCUGCCCCAUCCAACUACGGCUCAUCUAGCUACUCUGCCCCAUCCAACUAUGGCUCAUCUAGCUACUCUGCCCCAUCCAACUAUGGCUCAUCUAGCUACUCUGCCCCAUCCAACUAUGGCUCAUCUAGCUACUCUGCCCCAUCCAACUACGGCUCAUCCAGCUACGAUUCUUCCAACUCUGCCUCCUACGGCAAAGGCUCCAACAGCUACAAUGCCAACAAUAACUACGCUUCAGGAUCAUCCUAUUAAGUGUAACAUAGACGAUGGCGGCGACUGUUUCGCUUUAUCGGCGACGACGAUGUUUGCAAUGCUAGUCAAAUAUUUUCUUUUAUUUAUGAAAUAAAGGGGUUUUUUUGCUCGCCAC
Molecule: messenger RNA, 1268 nt
Organism: Physella acuta
Lineage: Eukaryota; Metazoa; Mollusca; Gastropoda; Physidae
Source: RefSeq, a predicted model, not a curated record